AUGAUUCGUCUUGUACUUAUUGCGGUUUUGUGCUUCAGUUUUGUGGUGUCUACUGAACACGUAGAACAUGGUGUUGUGCACGAUGAGAAAGGACUUGAUGUUGAAGCAAAUAUGAACUUAGAAACUCGUGGUGGGCAUUUGGAUUCUAGAACUGAUUUAAGAACAUCUGAAACUCCACAUAGUGACCAUAGGGUGAUUGAGGAAGAGCAUAUUCCGACGGAAGUGACUAUUCAUGAGAAUGAAUCGACGAAUGUUGAUGAAAAUAAUAAAACUCUAGGUUUAACGACAGAUAAAACCGAGCUUAAAAAGGACACGAAGAAGAAAAAUAAGCCAUUGUUCAAGAAAAAAGAUAGGAAUAUGAGUGAAGAAUUAACUACAGAAGUUGUUACUCCUGAACAAAUUCCGGAAAUUACAACAAGUAUUCCUGAUUCCGUGCAUUCAAUGACAGAAACUGAGGCUUCUCUAGUAGAUUCAACACAGUUUGAUGAAACUAUGGCUAAAACAGCAGAAGAUGAAGAAGUGCCUAAGACGUACAACCAAGAAAUGACUUCUACAAAUUUACCAGAUGAUACAACUACAAUAAAAAACGAAGUCCUGGAAAACACUGAAACGGAACCUUCAAAUGAAAAUCAAGUUACAGAAACAACAACACUGUUAAGCCAUCAAUUAAAAACAACAACUUUACAAACAGAAGUUGAAACAAUAGAGGAUAGUACACAUCCUACAACUCAUAUAACUUCCGAAAUGCCAUCUGAUGAUGAAACAACAACAGAAAAGCAGAAGGAAAUAGAAUUUACAACACUCCCUACUGCUGUAAGUACCACGGAAGACAAUGCUCCAAUGACCGUGACAGAUACUUUGAAUAUUCAUGAAGACACAAAUAAUGAAAUGAAGAAAUCUAACAAUUUGGACAGCUCAGAAAUGAAGUUUGAUGGCUCCUCAACAGUUAUGCCGGAAGAUAUUGUUACGAAAGAUGAUAAAAAUAUUACUUUGAGCAAUGAUUUAGAGGACACAAAUUCAUCCAAAAGCGAGGAUGAAGAAAGUUUCAUAUCGCGCCAGAAGAAGCAAAUGAAAUUGGAGAAUUCUGGUGAUCGGUGUUUGUGUGAUGAACCAAAGAGACCAUUUGAGUCUUCGGCAUGUGUAGGAGAACGAACAACUGCUGACCCUAACUGCCCCUGUAGAUUUGUUUGUGCCGGACAAUCAGGACAGUCCUGCUCUCCUGGAGAACCUUGUGACGAAGAGUUUGGACUGCAGUGCAAUCCUCAGAACAACACAUGUCACGGACCACUGUCAAUACAGGUAUUUGAUUUGUCGCACAACUCUGCUAAAGUCAGAUGGGUAACAUUUGAGCCUGAUUUGCAUCCACAAGCCUUGGUGUUCUAUGCAGCAGCUUAUAGGGGAAUUCAUACUGAGUGGAUUAAAGUAAAUGAUGUGAAACCUGUUGUAACACUAGAGAACCUUUUGCCUAAUCGAAAUUAUUACGUUAAAGUUGAAGAAGAUGGCCGACAAGAAAUAUCAGCAUUUAAAACUAAAGAACAUAUCAUUGGAAAUAUGCCAAAGAUUUUGGUCAAGCAAAAAAGCCAAACAACUCUUACUGUUGUGUGGGAUGACUUCCGCUUGCCCAGUUACCAUUCAGAAUAUAUUCUAGAAUAUAGACCAGCUGAAGAAAAAAAUCAAGAGUGGACAAAAGUCAAGGCUGGCACUCAAACAAUUGUGACUGUUUCAAAUCUAAAACCCAACAGACCGUACCAAAUCAAAGUAGCUGUUUGGGAGGAUGAAAAACUUGAUCUUUCUUCUGAAGUUAUCACUGCUUAUACAGCAGAUGGCUGUAUAAGAAAUAACAAGAUGUACAAUGUUGAAGAAGAAUUUUUUGUGGAAUGUGACUUCAGAUGUGUAUGUAAAGGUAGCAAUGAGACAGAUUGUUCCCCUAGAUGCGAUGCUCCAUACAUGAAAUAUGGUGUAACCAAUAAUGACCCAAUGUGCUAUGAGAAGCCUGUAUCUUCAGAUCCUUGUUGUGUACUAGUGAAGUGUGCAGAAUCAAAAGCAAUUGAAGAUGGUGAUGCAAAGAAUAAAUCGGGAGAAUGUCCAGAAAUCUUUGAAGAAUCAGGGUUUGAACCUAAAGCUUGUUUGUCUGAUUGUGAUCAUGAUGGGGAUUGCAGUGGAAUCUCAAAAUGUUGCCCCAGUUCAUGUGGUGGUGCAGUUUGUGUGCGUCCCUUGAUCCCUGAAGAUGUAUGCGAACAUAUUUAUUGUGGACCAAAUGCUAAGUGUGUUGCAGAAAAAAUAUCUUGUGUAUGUUCUGAUGGCUAUGAAGGUGAUCCUCAUGACUUUUUAAAGGGAUGCAUUCAAAGUAACACGACAAAUGCCACUUCAAGUGAAGCACCCAAGAUAAGGACUGCCUUUGAACUUGAUUUAAGUGACAAAAAAAUUCCAGACAGUUUGGAGGAGUUAACUACAAUCAGUUCUAAACUUACCACUCAAGAUCCUGCUUCUGGAAAUGAAUUAGGUGCUGAUAAUGUGGACGUUAAAGAAAAAGAAACAACAGAAGCACCAUUUGAAUUAGAUUUAUCUUCAAACAUUCAUAAUAAUAGCAAUUACCCAUUGAACUUAAAUGCUUCAACUGAUGAAACGGUUAAUCCUACGGAAGAGCCAGAUGAUGAAGAAAAUUUGCAUUUCAGAAGACCCCAAGAUAUUGAGUCAGCUCAACCCAAGAUAAAUGAUCUUGAUGAUGAGAAUGUAGAAGAUGACCUUAAUUCAUUGCAAAAUGGAACGUUAGAUCAACCUGUUUUAUUUGAUGGAUGUGAGUACAAUAACGUCAAGUAUGAUAGAGGUGUUCAAUUUGAAGAUGGCUGUGAAGCUCGUUGCUACUGCGAAGGUCAGGGAAAUUUAACAUGUGUUCCUCGUUGCAAUGUCCUCUCUACUGGUGGUCCGGCUUGUCGUGAAAUACCCGAUCCUGAUGACCAUUGCUGUAAAAUCAUGGUUUGCAGUUUUCCUGGUAAUCCUGCAGAACCAGAAGGUUUGCCUCUCAAAAUAUUGUCUGCUUUAGCUCAGAAUGGUACUUCUAUACGUGUUCGCCUGGGGUUAUCCAUGUCCCAACUUCCAGCUAUGGUUGGAAGAGACAUAUUUGAAGUUUGGUAUAAAAAAUCUUCUGACAGUGAAAACCAGCUAUCCCAAUGGAAUAAAAAGCUGAUUUCCGAAAAUGAGUUGAAUGAAGUUCAGAAAGGAGUAUUUGAAUUUGAUAUAAAUGAAUUGAUGCCUCAAACAGAUUAUUACAUUAAAGUUGGUAAAGACAAUCAUGGAACAACUAGUCUGAAAAUGAAUGAUUUCAGCAAUACCGUUAAUGUCAAGACAUUUCCUGCUGCAGUGAAGACGGUUUUCCAGGGUUGCUUCCACCACAACAAAUCUUACAAUUUGGGUGAAAUAUUUUAUCAAGGCUGUGAGCAUAAAUGCAUUUGCAGAGAGAAAGGAUUCAUUGAAUGUCAAGAGCGAUGCGCUAUUUACAUUGAUUCCAUUGGUUAUGAAGGUUGUGAUUGGAUUCCAUCCCAAGAAGAUCCUUGUUGUACAAUUCCUAUGUGUAAUCGAAGGAAAAUACCAUUGCUUCCAGAUGAAAGAACACAUGUUUUAGGAAAUACAGAUAACCUAUGUGUUAUUGAUUCAAAUGAAGCUUACAGAGUUGGUGAUAUAUGGGAAUCUGGUGAUGGCUGCAAAAUGAAAAUUUGCAGAUGUACACUUCUGACCAAUGGCAGCACAAGCAUUCAGUGCCAGAGUGACUGUCCUCCUUUACCACCUAAUGCUCAUAUUCCAACAUCUAGGUGUCCUCAUCCAGUUCUUAUUAAACCUGAUGGCCCUUGUGACUGCCCGUAUGUUUCUUGCACUGAAGCUCCUAGACGUAUUGUUCAGCCUCCUCGCCCUCAAUGUGAAUUCAAAGGACAAAGAUAUGACAUGGGCCAAGAAUUUCAUGAUGGUUGUAUUAAUUUAUGCCAUUGUGGGCAGGAUUUGAGAGUGAACUGUGCUGCAAUUGAAUGCCCAUAUCACUUUUCUGCUGAGUUUUCAAAUUGCUUAGAGUGGGACAUAGAUCCAGACUUUUUCCCUGCACCACCUCACUGUUGUGCACCUGCUAAAUGCAAAAAUGAUGGUUCAUGCUUAUUUAGUGGACAAAAAUUUGAAAAUUUUGAUGAUAUUCCCGCUGAACUGUUGCCAUGUGGUGCAAGAUGUGUAUGUGUAAAUGGAAAUGUAACUUGUGAAAACAGAUGCCCACCCAUUGAAGAUGUGCCACCAAUUAAUUUGCCAUGUUCUCCAAACUUAGCUUACAAGGGCUAUGCUGAAGGAGAAACCUGUUGCUUGCAAUGGAUGUGCAAAGAGCCUAUGAAACAAGCCUUUUGCCUGUUUCAAGGAGCUCGUUAUCUGGUGUCUGAACAAUGGGAAGUUCGUAAGGGAUCUCAGCUUAGAACUUGUAUUUGCCACUUAAGUACUACGGGUAGCCCUGAAGUUGAAUGCAGAGGUGGUUGUCCACAGAUUCCACAAAGAUUUCUUUUGCCCACAGAACAGUGUCUGCGCCCUGUCAUUGUAACUCCAGAUGAUCCACUGAUGUGUCCUUAUGUUGUUUGUAACAACACAAUAUCAGGACAAGAACUGUAUAAUGUCAAUGUUGUUGCUUUGAACUCAACUGCUGUGCGAAUCAGAUUUACCUUAUCAAACAUUUUGGUUGGCUUAAUUGGACAUGCUGAAUUACAUUUCACCACAGAUCCAACACUGCCUUCCAGCCAAUGGCACGUACAGAAAUUUUCAAGGCCAAAACGAUUGUUUGACAGCCCUAAUAUUGAAUAUAUUCUGAAUGCUUUGAGACCAAACACAACAUACUUCUUACAAGUCAAAAUCAAGAUUGAUGCUUUGCAAGGUGGGCCGGAAAGCGAAGUGUUUAAGCUGAAAAUGCCCGAAGAUAUCAUGCCAUUUACAAUGAGCACUAUGCCAUCAACUACCACUACUAGUACAACUACUGCUGCAACAACAAUCACUACUACAACUACUACAGUACCUCCUAUGAUGAUAAUUGAUGCCAAAGCAGAGGCACAUGUGAUUGAUGCUAAAACAGUAAGAAUAUCUUGGAGGAAUUUCGAUUCACAAGAAAAGAAGUACAUUUAUGCACUUCAACUAAAGUAUAAACUGCAGAACGAAGCUGAAGAUAAAUGGAUCACAACUCCUAUGAUCCAUAGAGAUGUGACAUCAUACUUUCUGCAUGAUCUGGAACCAUCCGCAAAUUAUGUUGUAGAUAUGAUCUAUACGCCUCCAAGGGAUGUGCCAACAAAAAUUAUUUCUGGGAAAGGCUUAGAAUUCCAAACAGCAGCUAAAGCAAAAGAUAAUUAUCAUCUACAAGUGUCUGUUGAAGAAAGCAAAAUUAGUUCUGAUAAGUCAUCAUUUUCAUUUGUUGGUAUUCCUGAUCCUGUUACAAAAUAUGUGCAUGUGGUUAAAGUUAUCUAUAAAACAUCUGAUGGAGAGCAAGCUUACAGUUUCAAAGUGCCUAAGUCCAAUUACGUAACAUUGGACCACCUCAAGCCUGGAAAAAAAUAUUUGGCUCAAUUAGAGUUAUAUCUUACAAAUGGGCAAACCCUGACAUCCAAUGAAGUUGAAUUUAUUACCAAACCUGCAAAGGCUGAUAUGAAUGUUGCUGCCUCAUCAAAUGUCAUAAGCCAAGAAAGUCAAGUAAAUGGUAAACAAGCUGAGCCUUUGCAUAGUGGUGAUGAAGUAGAAGAUGAAAAUAGAGCCUAUUUUAUCGCCUUGGUUGUGGUUGCUGUUGUAGCUGCUGUUGCUGCCUUUGGGUUCAUAUUACUACUGGUUAUCUUAGUAAGGCGGCAAGCAUCUGCAAAAGCUCCAAUUUCAAGAACGCCAUCAGAGUCAGCAUAUGACAAUCCAACAUACAAAACUUUUAAAACAUUUCUGACCUUCUUCGGUCCGAACCUGGACUGCAGUCCACCAGUUGCUGACUGCGGUCCAUCAGUUGCCGACUGUGGUUCGCCAGUUGCCGACUGCAGUUUGACUGUUUGCUGACUGCUAAUCUAGAAAUGAUGUCUUAAAAAUAUACCACUUUGACUUAUGAUGGAGAGAGGCCGGAAGAUAAGACAAAUGGACAAACAAUGCAAACCACUCAAACGUAGCCACUAGCAUUUCUUAGAACUUUUUAACUAAUGGAAAUGAACUGAAGCUUGAUUGGCGGAACAUUGAAGAUGAUGUUGACAUUGUUUGAUGUUUCAAGUUAUGGUUGCAUAGUCAGUUACUACUGCCAUUUUCCUAUUCAGCAACCUUGGAAAUUGAAUAACAGGUUUUUGAAAUGUGGAAAAACUGUUUUUAAAGUCCCAAUCCUGGCAUUCUUUAUAAUUAAGCAUAAUCGUCGCUAAAUUGUUGAAAGAAUGUAUUUCAUAAUUUUCCCUCAAAUAAUGAAUUUUUCAGUGUAA
Uloborus diversus is the source of this 6446-nucleotide messenger RNA. RefSeq lists its product as uncharacterized. The record is from RefSeq and is a predicted model, not a curated record. Gene Ontology annotation, molecular function: protein binding; peptidase inhibitor activity. Gene Ontology annotation, cellular component: extracellular region. Lineage: Eukaryota; Metazoa; Arthropoda; Arachnida; Araneae; Uloboridae. The transcript is spliced from 23 exons. Bases 1 to 6042 code for a protein of 2013 amino acids.